GUGGAUCAAUAGCCCCAAUCAUGUCGGCUUAUGAUGCAGCAAAACCCAUGGCAUGCGACCUACAUGAUCGAGCGCCGAAGUUUGCAAGCUCCAGCAGUGCCGACUAUCAGCGGUCGAGCGAUCGAUUGCUGGCUGCAGUCGCCACCUGUGCACCGACCGCAACCACUCACCCCUUGCUUACCGCUCGAGGCCUGUCAGACAAUGUCGAUGACCUCCCUUCAAGCAGCGACAACACAGCUAUCAGCUCGAUGCACAAGAGACAGUAUACCCGUGUACAGGACUAUGCUAUCAGCAUAUUCUUUGUCCAAGGUGUAAAAUUUCAGUCAUCAAAUGGCAAAUGGUCGUCGCCGCACCCGCUCAUGUCCAAAUUCGUUCAGCGCCUCACCGUGACCUGUAGAUGGAUGACAGGUCCUUGGUUCAGAGAGGUUCCCAAGUGUACCUUCGACUUUGCUGUGGUUGAUGGCGCAAGUGCGGAAGCAAAGUUUGUGGUCUGGGUCCUGAACUUCCCUUCUUGGACGGUCCACCUGUCCUGGCACGGUCUUAUCAGCCUGGACGGUACCUCCGACGAGGAGCGCGAGACAAUCUACCUUUUUCAACAGUGCUGCGAUGUCAAGUACAACACUACGCUGUCUGCCAAUUUUGUGCCUGAAAAGGCAUUCUUGAGCAAGACCGGCAAAAACGCGGAAGCGAAGCUUAUCUGCGAGCCGGGGCACGGCGUCAUUGAUCCGCCGACACGAGAAUGCGAAGAAUUCUACAAAACGGCUCGCGCACGAUACGACUAUGCAUCUUCGCACAGCUUUCGUGCCGAGCUCUUAGACGGCGAUCUUCACCCGCAAAAAUCCAUGGCAUGCGACCUCUAUGUCCAAGCGCUCGAGUCUGCAUCCUCGUGUCCUGUAGCAGCGGGCGGAGCGGUCAGUUCGCGCGGUCAAAGAUGCAAAGAUCCUAUGCAGAGGAGCGAAUGGACCCUUACUGUGCUGCUGCAACCAUCAUGUCGCGAUCCAUCUGGCUCUCCAGAUCGCUCUGUGGGCUAA
Molecule: messenger RNA, 1031 nt
Organism: Mixia osmundae IAM 14324
Lineage: Eukaryota; Fungi; Basidiomycota; Mixiomycetes; Mixiales; Mixiaceae
Exons: 7
Coding region: 21-1031 (336 amino acids)
Source: RefSeq, a predicted model, not a curated record